Messenger RNA from Protopterus annectens (West African lungfish), 5332 nucleotides. RefSeq names its product coronin 1B (gene CORO1B). Bases 564 to 2045 code for a protein of 493 amino acids. Gene Ontology annotation, molecular function: actin filament binding. The transcript is spliced from 11 exons. Gene Ontology annotation, biological process: actin filament organization; cell migration. The record is from RefSeq and is a predicted model, not a curated record. NCBI's taxonomy places the organism in Eukaryota, Metazoa, Chordata, Ceratodontiformes, Protopteridae.
UACAGUUUUUAGAAACCAGAGUAAAAUUCAGUAUGAUCUCAGGGGGAGGGGAAGCUGAAUUUCCUUUCAGACAUCCUGUAGCAACACUAAGGGAUUGGGAACAAGCUAGUUAACGAAUUACAUAUUGGUAGCACAUUAGGCAUUCUGGUUCCUUAUACGGACAGGAUCUUUCACUUCACAUCUUGCUUGGUUUCUUUUUCCCUCCUCUACUUCCUAUACUUCGGCUGCAUUGGUCCUAUAGGCAGCUUUCCUCCUCCUCCUUUAGCUGGCUCCCCUCCCCCCCUCUCUCAAUGCUGCAAACCAGCCCUGCCCAAUGAAUCCUUCCUGAAUUUCUCGCUCUCACACACACACUCACAAGCCUAAGAUAGUUCUUCUGUCCUCUUUCUGCUUGUUCCCAUUUACACAUCAUCUUUUUAAAUUCUGUACUUUUCUUUUUUGGUUUUGAAGCAUAACCCACCCACUCUUCCUCCACCCCAGUCUUUUCAGACCCCCCCUCCCUUUGCACUGCUUGUGUAACAAUCUCAAAAACAAGUUCUGUUCAUAUCUUCAGCAAAGGACCAAAUAUGUCAUUCCGUAAAGUUGUGCGUCAGAGCAAGUUCCGACAUGUGUUUGGACAGGCUGUGAAGACAGACCAGUGCUACGAUGAUAUCAGAGUCUCUCGAGUGACAUGGGACAGUUCCUUCUGUGCAGUCAAUCCAAAGUUUGUAGCAAUCAUCAUUGAAGCCAGUGGUGGUGGGGCUUUUUUGGUCCUACCCCUCCAGAAGACUGGCCGUAUUGAUAAGUCAUACCCAACUGUUUGUGGUCACACUGGGCCUGUCUUGGACAUUGAUUGGUGCCCACACAAUGAUGAGGUGAUUGCCAGUGGAUCUGAGGACUGCAGUGUUAAGGUCUGGCAGAUACCCGAAAAUGGGCUUACAGCGCCCCUGACUGAGGCAGUUGUCACACUAGAAGGACAUUCCAAACGGGUUGGAAUCAUAUCCUGGCAUCCUACAGCUCGAAAUGUUCUUUUGAGUGCUGGAUGUGAUAAUGUGAUCAUCAUUUGGAAUGUUGGCACAGGGGAGGAGCUGUACACAUUGAGAGACCAACACCCUGACUUGAUCUACAGUGCUUCUUGGAAUCGCAAUGGGAGUUUGAUAUGCACAGCAUGCAAGGACAAGAGUAUCCGAGUGCUUGACCCUCGUAAGGAGGAGAUUGUCCUGGAGAUUGAGAAAGCACAUGAAGGAGCCCGACCAAUGAGAGCCAUUUUUCUUGGAAACAACAAGAUAUUUACAACGGGCUUCAGUCGUAUGAGUGAGCGGCAGCUGGCCCUCUGGGACAUGGGUAAUGCCUCAGAACCGAUGACUAUACAGGAACUGGACAGUAGCAAUGGGGUUCUGCUUCCUUUCUUCGAUGCUGAUACUGGUGUGGUGUAUGUCUGCGGCAAGGGAGAUUCCACAAUUCGCUACUUUGAAAUCACAGAUGAGUCACCAUCCAUCCACUUCCUGAACAUGUAUACCAGUAAGGAGCCACAGCGGGGUAUGGGAUUCAUGCCAAAGAGAGGUUUGGAUGUCAACAAGUGUGAAAUUGCAAGGUUUUACAAGUUGCUUGAAAGGAAGUGUGAACCUAUCAUAAUGACAGUUCCCAGAAAGUCAGAUCUUUUCCAGGAUGAUCUAUACCCAGACACAGCCGGACCAGAACCUGCAUUGGAAGCAGAAGACUGGGUGGAUGGGAAGAAUGCAGACCCUAUUCUCAUCUCUCUAAAGGACGGCUAUGUGCCCACAAAACAGCGGGACCUGAAGGUGACGAAGAAGAAUGUGCUUCACGAGUCGCGCCCCUCUGCUGCUUCAACAACCACCACUACCAGCAGCACUGCCUCCUCACACAGCCACAAGAGCGGGUCAUCAGGUCCUCAUAAAGUUGGCUCUGACCAAAUGCAUGGGGAUGGGGACAGGAUCGAUGCCAUUAUGGAGCAGCUUAAGUCAUUAAGGACCACAGUGCACCAGCAGAAUCUGCGCAUCCAAAAGCUCGAAGAACAGCUGGCCAAAAUUGAAGAUGGCCAAGUCUAAGGACACAUGGGAACAACAGAGCAAAGCUCUAUUUGUCUUUUUUAUAUAAAGAAUAUAAAAAUGGAAUAGUAACCAAAAAAAUGGACUGACCACCUCUUUUGGAGGCCCACAAGUCUGUCUUAACUGUGUUAACCAUAAUCUUCCAAGCAACCAUGUAUAACAUUCUUUUUUUCUUUUUUUAUUAAUAAUCAAUUUAACAUUGAAGCACUCUAGUUUCUUCUUUUCUGAAUGAUUCCUUCCUUUUCCAUUCCUGCUUCAUAUUUGUUCUUGUAAGCAUGUUAUAUUAGAAGUGUUCUGCACCCCAGCACCACUUUUGCCCAGAACUACACCUUAGUUUUCUAUUAGUCUAGGAGUUGCUAGUAGUACGGAUAUUACUUCCAGACACACUUAGGUUUGACUGGCACUGUCUAGGGUGGUUAUCUCAGUAGUGAUUCGUAGACUUCUUGCACCCUUCUCACAUAUACCAUUCUUCUUCCCUUUUGUUUGGGUAUGAGCUAUUAUAUGUUGUGGGUAGACACCCAGUUGUAAUUGUUUUCUUGCUCAAAAGCUUGCGUAACUGUGUUGCUGCUUUCUGGGUGUACUGGAUUCUUCCUAUAACAUACUGUUCACUGCCAUAUAACCAGCUAUGAUUGGUGUUUAUGCAGUGAUAUGCUGUAGUAAAAUUGUCCAGUUUCAGUGAACCAUGCAGUCUUUUUUAAUAUGUACAUAUGAGUAUACAUUCCCAGUGGUACAGUUGUACUGCAUUUUGUUAAUGUGUGGUUCUUCAUAAAGUCUAGACGUUAACAUAAAAUAUUUGGUGUGCAACAGUAGCAGUGUUUUACCUCCUAUAUGUUACAGCCCUUGGGGAGUAUAUUUACAGGGUUUGCUUUAUAUUAUUGAGAGAGUCUCUUGUACAGUGAAAUGUAAUGAGGCUGUGAAUUGCGACCAAAAUAUGUUCGAAUUCUAGUCAUUUUUGGUGUCCAGAUGGUGUUGACAAAUCCCAGUUUAUUCUUAUUGUUCACUGCCUUAGUGUUGGUCACAUCUAUUGUAGCAAGUACUCUGUCUCAUUAUCAUGGCUGUCCUCUGGCUUAUAGAAGGGUAAUGCCAGCACCUGUUGUACUCUGGUGCUGCCUCUUUGGGCAGUAUCUGGAAAAUUGAUGUUCUUUAAUUCUCGUAUUGUUUUUCCCUUUCAGAACACAGGGUAGGAAUCAUGUUUUUCUAUGGUGCGGGUACCCAUCCUGGGACAUAAACUGCGGUACAGUGCCAGUGCUUUCUUGUCCCUGCUAAAGUUGUGUCUGGUUUGGAUACCGCAUUCCCUGUUAAACCUAGCAGUAUGGAUGAAAAAAACAACUUGGAGCUGUGCUCUUUGUUUCGGGUGUCUCUCUCCAUGUAGUGGGACCCAUUCUGCCUAUUAUUAAGUCAGCAUAACAGCUGCUUUUUCUUUUUCCUUUGCUGUUUUUCCUCAGUAUUUCCAUUUGCAUAUUAUGUGUAUAAAGUGCUCAGGGGAGAGACAGGACUGCAUUGGGCCGAAUGUUGUCUGUCAUCACCACAAAAUACUAUGAGUACAGGGUGGCACUUCCUUCACAUGCCACAACCUUGAUGACAUACAAGUAUGCAUCAUGACCUCUAGCCAUUUCUUUUUGCUACAAAGCAUUUGCUAUUCAUUUUAAUAAAAAAAAUGUUUGACUCAUUUCCAAAUGUAGUUAAACAUAAUAAUGAUGAUUUUGAUAGCAUGUAUAUAUAUUUUUUAUUUUAGCACAGAGUUUAUAUUUGCACCUCUGCAUAAUAUUGCUUGAUGUUACUGCCAUCUGAACACAGAAAACAUCUCAGUGAGGUAAUACUGCACUCUUCAUCAUCUUUCUGCUAAGCAUCUUUCUCUUUGCCUAGAUCAGGUUAACAGCUAAGCCACACAAAAUGACUUUGCUCUGAGUGGGCUUGUAGUAGUGAACAUGUUAUUUUUUAGCUGAGGAAUUUGUUGAGAGUUAUGGCUAGGAGAAGUUGUCACUUCAGGAUUUUAUAAACAAAAUGGCAGUGUAAAGGACAGUGCUACACUGUGUCACAGUUGUACUGUGUUUGUAGGCUAACCAGUAAAUUAUGCCAUUGUGAUGAGCUAUAUUGUGUUUGUGUGCAUGUAUACACACAAAAUCGGUCAUCAGUGUUAGUGCUGUAGUUUGUGUUUCCUGGUAAAAAUGUAUUUUAUGUAUUAGCAUUUUAUUCUACAACACUGGCUGUUGUUUUCAUUAUUUCAGCAACAAGAUUCUGUCUUGGUUGAGAGCUGUUUAUAAAACAGAAGGUGAAGCAUUAAUGUGCAAUGUGGUAUCCAUGUGGUAAACUUAUCACUAUUGACUUCCAUAAUGCAGCAACUUGCUUCUUUACUUGUUCGAUUGCAUUCCACUUAACAUAGUGUUGUAAGUCCUACUUCUUUGUAGACCAGCAGAUAUUUUACUUGUGCCUUUGUAAAAUAGAUGUUAAUUCUUUUACAUUCAAAUGGUGACAUUGAGCCUAAGAAAAUUGGAUUGUAGAUUUUUUUCCAAGGGCUUUGGGGGGUGAGUGCUACCUGGCUGUCAGAUAUUUCAUUGGUGAGGAUGUCAAAACAUCAGUCAUUGGACUUAACUUUAGGAGCCAUGUGGGUGGAAAAUGCGAGAAUUACCCACCGAGAAUAUUGCCACCUGUGAAAUUACUGUGCAUACCAGAAGAGGUGGGUGGACUUCUCUGUACAUUUACACCACUAAAGGGUCCUGAGGAUUCUACAUGGAUUCCUGGCUUGGCAGAUAAAUCUGGACAGUAGUAUGGGGUUCUGCAACCCUAUGCCUUCUGACAGGUGCAGAAAAGAUCCUGUAAUGAGAAGAGAUGCUAAGUGACUGAAGUGAUUAAGCAGAAAAAAGCAUGGUAAGUUCUCUCAUGGGAAUGUGUGUUUGGUGUAAAUGACAUUUAAUCCACAAUGUGCAUUGCAAAUUGCUUUAAGAAAGAAUUGCUUAUACAAUAUGAAAAAUAAAUCUUGCAUAAUCAGGAGAAGAGGACUAUGCCUUCUACAAGGUCAGUGGAAGGAUAGUACAUAACCUGUAAAUUCCUUCUGCUUCAUAUUUCUCAUCAUUGUAUCAAAGGGAAUUUUUUUCAUACUUCGUUUCUUGCCUUUUUUUAUUUUCCUUGUAUAGGUCAAUUAUAAGGGAACAGAAGCAUCCUCCUUAAUAAAUGCAGACUUAGUAUCAUGCCUUUUCAUAGCAACCAGCUGACUUACUUAAUGGUUUCUGUCUUCAGUCUUUGCUUUUAUUCAAAAGCUGCAGAAAUAAAAAAUUGAAAGAAAACAA